AUGAACCAACAAUCCGAAAUCCCAAUGUUCACCAUCCGCACUUCCUUCAACAAUAAAGCAGCCCUGUCUGAACUGAUAAACGACAUGAAGACCCGCAAGCCUCAAUCCGCCGUCAAGAUUGAAUCGGAACGACGACCACUUGCACCUGACUUUGUUCCUGGACCAUACGAUUGCAUCUGCGCACGAGGAAAAGCCGCUGCCAACCAUCCUGGAAAUGUUCGCUUUCGCAGUAUCAUCCAGCAAUACAAGCCCGUCUACGCCGAAGCCACCACCAAGGUCGAAAAGAGUCUCCUCGUCAGUGAGAUUGUCGAUUCCGUACGAGGCAUGAGUCCCAAUGGUGGCUUUGUCAAGAAGAUUGGCAACCAAUGGUACGAAGUGGGUGACUCGGUCUGCCGCGAAAAGAUUGGGCAAUGCCUCCGUGAUGCCCUCCACACAUCCUACAAGAGCAGCACCAAGGCCAAGAAGAACCGUCGCAAGGAACUUCGUCAAAUGAAGAAGGAAUCCGAGCAGGAACCUCAUCAUCAUCAGCAGCAAACUCUGACUAACAUGCACACCAAUCUCGCCGCUGCAUCUGCCACGCGACUGGAACGAUUGGAUAGCUUUGGAAGCACACCCUUCCCUCUCUUGCCCAUUCCAUUGCAAUCCCAAUCCUCCAUGGCAUUGCUUCGGGAGUUUGCCGCAUCCCACCAUCACCACACAUCUGUCUAA
Messenger RNA from Seminavis robusta, 708 nucleotides. The record is from the annotation of a GenBank genome assembly. Lineage: Eukaryota; Bacillariophyta; Bacillariophyceae; Naviculales; Naviculaceae.